Limulus polyphemus (Atlantic horseshoe crab) is the source of this 2175-nucleotide messenger RNA. RefSeq lists its product as uncharacterized. The transcript has 4 exons. Gene Ontology annotation, molecular function: protein binding. Bases 61 to 1092 code for a protein of 343 amino acids. NCBI's taxonomy places the organism in Eukaryota, Metazoa, Arthropoda, Merostomata, Xiphosura, Limulidae. The record is from RefSeq and is a predicted model, not a curated record.
UUAUUAUUUUUUGAAACGAACUGACACAAGUCGCCAUUCGUCGUGAGGACGGUUCAUAAGAUGUAUAGAGAAAGAUGUUCUAAAAAUGUCUUAUUUUUACUGACUUACUGUUUGUGUUUAUUAAACGUAAGCGAAACCUACCGGCAUUCGGAUACUUUAAAAUCCAGUUCAAACAGAAAAGAAUUGAUGGGGAAACAACGUUUUUUUUCUUCUAGUUACGAAACAUCUUAUGUUGGAGAUAUGUGUAGUGUCAGCAGUCGUUCAUCGCUAGAUGUGGGAAGCUUGAGUUAUGGAAAGCUAAAACUGUCAAAACAUUUUCCCGGAUUACACUGUAACGUCACGAUAUCAACUGCUGCAAGCAAUCGUGUCUUUAUAACAUUUUUAGAUAUUUUUUUACGGGUAAGAUCAACUAAUUCUAGUGGUACCAGAAAGUGUUUAGAUUUCGUGAAAGUUCUAGACGGUAAAUCAAACCAUGAAAUUUGUGGAAAGCUGCAUUAUUCGGAAAGUGACCAACUUGUGUUUUUUUCUUCGCCCGGGAAGAAUACAGUUACAUUAGAGUUCUACGUGAGUGACAGCAGAAUGAAAAGUGACGAAAUGAUUGAGUUAACCCUGGUUUACACUUGUUUCCAAAUGAUCAAGAACGGCAUUUGCAACGAGCUAGACAGUUACAUGUGCAGGAACGGAGCUUGUAUAUCAGAUUCUUUGUUAGAUGAUGGUUACAAUAACUGUGGAGAUCUAAGCGACGAGAAAUGUUUACAGGAUAACUGUGGAACACGACAAGUCAGUCCGUGGACCUACGCUGGAAUUGUAAUUUCCGUUCUGGCCUUUUUCGUCAUUGCCCUCUUCGUCAUCGUCCCAUAUCGUCGAAAUCGAAACGCAAGAAGAUCAGAUCUAAGGUUAUCCCGUCCUGAAACGGUCAACAUAUCAACAGUUUCAACCCCUUUCUCACACCAGGAGUUACCUUCUAUCAGCUAUUCUAGCGCCACCUAUGUUGAAGAAAAGCCACCAAGUUACGACGAGGUUGUUAGAACAUUACCAUUGAUUGGUCCAGGAGUGGUAAAUCUGUCGUCUUCAUUGACCUCAGAGGCGUGACAAUAAGAUCCUCAGAACUGAAACGUGUCUAAGAAUUGUGAGGACUUCACGAAUUCUGAAAAUAAAGAUAAUUAAGAGAACAUUGAUGGAAAAAAAAUCGCAUUUUAUUAAAGUAGCUACUUAUACAUUCGUCCAAAUAACUUCUACUUAAUUCUUUUUUAAUUGCUUACAUAAUUCUGAAUUAAUUACAACAUCAGAACGUUCUGAUCUGUUUUAUAUCCUCAGUUAGCCGGAUAACAAUUUAUACUUGUCAUUUAUUCACUUUUCAAUUGAAUGGCUCAUGAACAUAUUUAAUACACUAUCUCUACUCUAAUGUUUUAAUUUUCCAUUUGUGUGUUGUUGUUUUUGUAAAUGUACGACGAUAGUAUAUAACCGCUGUAUAAUUUAUCUUAUUAAUGUUUUUUUUUUUUUUUUCAAAAUUGCAUAUAAUUUUAAUUAAAAAAUUUGAAAUAAACUGAGCAGCGCCCUCACACAGAAUCCAUAAUAAAGAAUUACUGCCGUUGCUAGCCAUUGGUGUACUCCAUGAUCAAUAAAGACUUUUUUUUAAUUAGUUAAUAGCUGCUUUAUUAUUAUUAUCGUUUAUUAUUAGAUAGAACAAAUUCAUACAAAACAUUUUACCCCAUUAUGAUUUUACUCUAAUUACCAGUGUGUUAUAUUGUUUUGUUUGUACGCAGGUUAAUAUUUUGUGUAUGUGUGUGUCCAUGGGCGUCAGGAGACAUUUUUCCAGGGGGGGGUACAUAUGCUGAAUGAAUAAAGAAAUAAUUAUGUUUCUCAUUUUUCUAUGUGGGGGCAAGUGCCCCUCUUAGUCACCCCCCCUUCCCUUGCGGACGCCCAUGUGUGUGUGUGUUGCUGACUACUUAACUGUAUUUAGACCGUAAUCUAAUACAACGAAGUAGAUCCGAUGUAUUGGUUUUAGAUUUAUGUGACCAGGAACGGAAUUUGGUAAAUGUUCUAAAAUUAUUGUUGAUACAUUUUUCAAGUUUAAAAUAAUGGUUAUAGCUAUAAGGAUGAUCAAUCCGUUUGGGAUACUUUUCGUCUUUUGUUGUAAUCCAGUUCUAACAAUAAAUAUUAUUAAAGAUCUAA